Molecule: messenger RNA, 1876 nt
Organism: Sitophilus oryzae (rice weevil)
Lineage: Eukaryota; Metazoa; Arthropoda; Insecta; Coleoptera; Curculionidae
Product: nuclear RNA export factor 1-like
Exons: 9
Coding region: 124-1761 (545 amino acids)
Biological process (GO): poly(A)+ mRNA export from nucleus
Cellular component (GO): nucleus
Molecular function (GO): RNA binding; protein binding
Source: RefSeq, a predicted model, not a curated record
UUUGAUUUUAGUUUAUUUAUUUCGGCUGAUGUUUGGCUGUUCAGUUGAUUUAAGGUUUAUAAUCAACUUUUGAUCCUAUUUUGUUUUUAGUUAUUCGCUCUUACGAUCUUAAUAAGUUUUAUAAUGAAUAAUAAAGCCGAACUAAUGUCUAAGGGUGCAAGUUCCGAUUCAGUUUUAAUUAACGAAAUUACUCUUGCAACCGGUAACCUUUAUAAAUACAAACACCUUCUAAUUAAUCCCAAAUGUUGGCAUCAAUUUGUGAUCAACAAUACUGGUGAUUUAACGAGAGAUGAAAUUUUAGAAACUAUAUUAGAUCAUAUUCAUCCUUGCGAUUUAAUUCCAGUUUUCUUUUCAAAAGACAGUCUGAGCUCUAAUUCGUACUUUCUGGCUCGAAACUGUGAAGCUGCCGUUCAAAAGAUAUGCAAAGAUAAUUUGACCAUUGAUCAUCCGUACAACAAGAUUGCAGGAGCAAACACGUACAAACCGUUCAAAAUAAAUAUAGUAUUAAACUUUUCGAAUACAAAUGAGGUAAAAAUUGAUGUUCAGAAAAAUGUGUUGAUCGUUUUACAAAAGCGUAUGAAUAUACCCGAAAAGGUGCUCGAUUUGGACAGAUUUGCAAAAGAUAAAGAUUUAACAGAGUACUGUCCGCUCUCUCAACCAAAGAUUAUGUAUUUUGUUUUACAUAUCUCCAAGACGUUAUCACCUGAGGAGCUUAUUUUAUCAAACAAUAAUAUUAAAAUAUGUAGUCCUCUCGAGGUUCUCUUUGGUAUGAAACUGAAGAGAAUAGAUCUGAGUAAUAAUGAAAUUAAGUCAUUUGAUGAUUUGAUGUCGUUGAAACAUUUUAAUAUUAAAGAACUGAAGUUGAGCGGCAAUCCCUUAUGCAAUUGCGAUGAGAGCGAAUAUAUUUCCAAAGCUAAAGAAAUUUGUCCAGGAAUUGAAUUUUUGGAUGGUAUGCCUUUAUCUAGGGGAAAAUUACCGAUGACAAAAAGAAACUACCUUUGCGACGAUAAUAGCUUUGACCUGGUCAACCAAUUUUUGGAGUAUUUUUUUACUGUGUAUGAUUCAAAGGAUCGUAGGCUUUUGUCAGGAUUAUAUCACACGGAGGCACUGUUUUCAUUAACAACCAUAUAUGUACCUAAUCAACUUUCAUCUACCGGUGCUCAUUUACGGCCAUACAGUAUAGUAGCAAGAAACCUGAAGAAGUCUGCCGAUUUUUCUAAAACUACAGAUUUUAUUUUUAAAGGAAGACAAGAUAUCUGUAAUUUAUUUAUGAAUCAGUUGCCUCAGACUGAACACGACCCAUACUCGUUUAGCGUUGACUUGGUAUAUAAAACGGAUAAAUGUGCGGUAAUUGUAGUGAUGGGUGUGUAUAAAGAAUUUCCUCUUACACUGCUAGAUAACGAAAGAACGCUUGGGUUUACCAGGUCGUUUGUGCUCGAGUUAUUUGAUGACCAAGGUAGAGCUGUGAUCACAAACGAACAAUUGCACGUAUAUAACGCGUUGAGCUAUCAGGAAAGGAACGCGUUCCAAGACCCGAGGGUCCAUACAGAAGUCCUCAUUCCGCAGGAAAGCGUUUUAAAAGCACAGAAUGAGGCCGAACGUGAAGAGCUUGUCUUCACAUUGGGGCAAAUUACAAAACUAAAAGUCGAUUGGUCUAGAAAAUGUUUAGAAGAAUGCAAUUAUGUCUUGAAAGAAGCUAUUGAACUCUUUGUAGAUCUGUACAAAGCAGAUAAGUUUCCUAAACAUGCAUUUGUAGAUUAAUAUUUUUUAUCGAAUAAUACUUUUUUCUCUCUUGUAUAUGUGUAUGUUGUAUGUUGUGAACGAUGAGAAGCUUGUGAAAAGGGAAAUAAAAUACUAAAGGUACUCCUAUUUAUAA